UAACAAACACCUCGAACUCGACCCCGAAUUCAAUGUAUUUCGUUCCUUCUGGCGCGAUUGGUGUGAUUUUAUUGGUGCAUCGUUUUGAGAUUGAUGCUUGCAAAGUGUGAAGCUUUUGCAAAAGAAUGUGCAAUCUAUGAGUGGUUGUUGGUUGUUAUCAGUGCCGUCACCACGCAUUUAAAAAGUAGAGUGAACAAUUUGCGUCAUUGUUGUUUAAGGAAAACGGUGUUUCCGUAGUUAGAAUAGUUGGGAAGUCGUAAAAAUGGCACAAUCUUACAUUUGUUGUCUAAGUGAGUCCUGCUAUGAACAUGCAGAAAAGCAUCUCGGUGAAACAAGCAUUGCGAGAAACGAAGGAAUUGCAGCAAUAACACAAUGGAUAGCAGAACACCAACCGAAUUUGCAGAUGCAUAAAGAUAUACGAUACUUGGUGUAUUUCCUACGCACCACCAAGUUCGAUGUCGAAAAGGCCAAGCAAAAGAUUGUCAAGUACUGCAAAAUCAGAUCAACACGCAUAGAGUGGUUUCAAAACAGGGAUCCAUUUUUGCCGGAAAUACAGGAGCUACUCGAUAUUGGCGUCUUUUUACCGUUGAAACAAAAAGAUAUUCAUAAUCGCCAGGUUGUGAUCAUACGGACAGCUGCGCACAAUCCAAAAUACCAUUCGCAGGACAAUGUGUUCAAAGUGGACAAAAUGAUUCUAGACCUUCUGCUCCAUCUGGAUGAAACGAUUUCCAUUUAUGGAAUAGUAGCAGUUUUCGACAUGAAAAACGUAACCUUGAACCAUGCGUUACAAUUGCCGCCAUCUCUAGUGAAACGCACCGUCGAGAGCUGGGAGAACUACCCCUGCCGACCUCAAUUAUUGGAAUUUAUAAACGCCCCGAUUCACGUGAACAUCGUGUUGAAUGUAUUCAGGAGUUUCAUGAGCCCCAAGAUGAAAUCGCGCGUGAAAGUGUCGAGGCGCGGAACGCACGUAGGCACCCUGGUGAAUCUACCCAUCGAGUUGGGUGGAACCGGAGAAUCCUAUCAUGAUCUCACCGUCUACUGGAAGCAGAAAAUGCAAGAUCAUGCAUUCUGGUUUGCCGAGGAACAAUGUCAUGUAAUGGAAGAAGAAUCACAGACAAACAGACGUAACUCUUAGCACAAAUUGUGAUCGAUAUCUUGCCAAGAAAAUUGGUCAAUAAGGAUACAGGUGGCGGUAGUGUGUACAGCCAUACUCGAACAAAAUUAUGGUGCGUAUUUUCUGAGAAAAUACUGGAAAAUGUACAGUAGUCUUAAAACAUAGAUGCUUUUUUAAGUAUUGCAAAGUUACAGAGUUUAUUAAUUGUUAAUUUAUGGGAAAUAAAAUGGCAUUUACACCAAAUAUA
This is a messenger RNA of Aedes aegypti (yellow fever mosquito), 1361 nucleotides long. RefSeq names its product retinol-binding protein pinta (gene pinta). Lineage: Eukaryota; Metazoa; Arthropoda; Insecta; Diptera; Culicidae. The record is from RefSeq and is a predicted model, not a curated record. The transcript is spliced from 5 exons. Gene Ontology annotation, molecular function: phosphatidylinositol bisphosphate binding. The coding region runs from base 263 to 1135 and encodes 290 amino acids. Gene Ontology annotation, cellular component: membrane.